This is a messenger RNA of Dictyostelium purpureum, 407 nucleotides long. RefSeq lists its product as uncharacterized. Gene Ontology annotation, molecular function: actin binding. The transcript has 2 exons. The record is from RefSeq and is a predicted model, not a curated record. Lineage: Eukaryota; Evosea; Eumycetozoa; Dictyosteliales; Dictyosteliaceae. Bases 56 to 337 code for a protein of 93 amino acids.
UUUUAAUUAAAUUAUUUAUUUUUUUCAAACUUAUAACAUAUAAUAUAUACUCAUAAUGUCAACCACUGCCAAUCCAGUCUUAGGUGAUAUCCAAAAAGGUGCCAAACUCAACCACGUCCAAACCGUUGAUAAAUCAGAACCAAUUAUUGACAAGGAUGUCCACAUCAAAAAGAACAACCACGAUGACUUAUUAUCUGAUAUCUCCAAAGGUGCCAACUUAAACAAAACCGACACCAACGAUAGAUCAAAACCAGCCAUUGACCCAAAUACCCACAUCAAAGAAAACAACAAAGGUGCCUUACUCAGCGAAAUUAAAGCCAAAGGUGCUGAAAAUUAAAUAAAUUAUGUAUAAUUCCAUUUUUAUUGAUUAUUUUAAUAUAAGUAAAAUAAUCAUUUUGUUGUAAUUU